Messenger RNA from Emiliania huxleyi CCMP1516, 723 nucleotides. RefSeq lists its product as hypothetical. The coding region runs from base 1 to 723 and encodes 240 amino acids. The record is from RefSeq and is a predicted model, not a curated record. The transcript has 3 exons. Lineage: Eukaryota; Haptophyta; Isochrysidales; Noelaerhabdaceae.
AUGACACCAUGGCUCGUUGUGCUGUUCAUGGCCGCUCGCGAACGCGCACUGCCACGGCUGGAGAGGUUGUGCGCACGCCGGCCGCGGCGCCACCUGUUCUUUGAAGUUGGCAGCAAUCGCGGGGAUGUGCUCCGAGCAUUCUACUCUGGUAAAAUUCCCAAGUUCAGCGUCAAUCCUCACUGGACGUUCCCGGUGUCGGGGUACAAUGCCAGCGAAUGGGAGGUGUUCGCUUUCGAGGCCUCGCCAACCCAUCGUGUGGCGCUCGAAGCGCUCGAGGCGGCACACCCUCUGCUUCACAUCUCGAUCGCUGCCGCUUGGUCCGAUGCGAAUUCGUCCAUCCGCCUCAGUAUUGACGACACAAAGACUGGCAUGCGGCGCGCGCAGUGGGGUUCGUCCGUCGUGCGUGACUGGGGUCAGAUGGGUGGCAGCUCCAAGACAGUCGAUGUCCCGACUGUUGACUUCGCUUCCUUUGUUGCUCGGACUGUAUGUCCGCAAGAUCACGUGGUGGUGAAGAUGAACAUUGAGGGGGCUGAGUUCGCGGUAGUGCCUCACCUCAUUGACAAAGGACUGCUGUGCCUGAUCGACGAUCUAGAUUUUUACUGGCACCCAAACUUUGGGCGCGUGCACACACGCUCUGUGCUCGUGCCGAUCCGUUUCAAGAGGUGUCCCUGCCAGGCGAUAGUUCCGUUGGCGUCUAAGAAUAGAGAACAACCGAGAGACUAA